This is a messenger RNA of Bombyx mandarina (wild silkworm), 1725 nucleotides long. RefSeq names its product arrestin 2 (gene Arr2). Gene Ontology annotation, cellular component: cytoplasm. Gene Ontology annotation, biological process: G protein-coupled receptor internalization; signal transduction. Lineage: Eukaryota; Metazoa; Arthropoda; Insecta; Lepidoptera; Bombycidae. The record is from RefSeq and is a predicted model, not a curated record. Gene Ontology annotation, molecular function: G protein-coupled receptor binding.
GUACUACUUAUAUCUGCAUGAAACCUAACAUUACCGGUAUAAAUAAGCUGGAAUUUCCUAUACCACUCAUUUCUGGUGACAGCUUCAAACAAUACAUUCCACUACUUAAUAAAUUCUAGUCAAUCCCAUAAUUCAAUCUUUUAUACGUUUUCAAUUCAUUUUACAUUUAUUUAUUUUAUCUCAUCUCUUAUUCAAUACAAAAUGUUAGAUCUUAUAUCUCUGGUGUUGGUAGUUGCUGUUAAAGUGUUUAAGAAAACAACUCCAAAUGGAAAAGUCACGGUUUACCUUGGCAAGCGCGACUUCAUUGAUCAUGUGGAUUAUUGCGAUCCUGUCGAUGGAGUAGUGGUCGUUGACACCGAAUAUCUGAAAGGCAGAAAAGUUUAUAGUCAGUUGGUGACAACAUACCGCUACGGUAGAGAGGAAGAUGAAGUGAUGGGAGUGAAAUUUUCCAAGGAAAUGGUGAUUGGACAAGAACAAGUCGUGCCUCUGGUCAAUUCCAAAAUGGAACUAACACCUGUCCAAGAAAAGUUGCUUAAGAAACUUGGUCCUAAUGCUUAUCCUUUCACUUUUAAUUUCCCUGAAAUGGCACCCAGCUCGGUGACACUGCAACCUGCUGAAGAAGAUCAAGGCAAACCAAUGGGCGUAGAUUACUCCGUGAGAACGUAUGUUGCCGAGCAAGAAGACCAGAAAAGUCAUAAGAGGAGCUCCGUGACUCUCGCUAUUAAAAAAUUACAACACGCUCCGAUAACUCGCGGACGUCGCCUUCCAAGCUCGCUGGUCAGCAAAGGAUUCACCUUCAGCAAUGGCAAGAUUAAUCUCGAAGUAACUCUGGAUCGUGAAAUUUACUAUCAUGGAGAGAAAAUUGCAGCUAACGUGAUCGUUUCCAACAACUCAAGAAAAUCCGUCCGUAACAUUAGAUGUAUGGUUGUGCAGCAUGUCGAAAUUACGAUGAUCAACUCUCAAUUCAGCCGCCAUGUCGCUUCUCUUGAGAGUCGUGAAGGAUGCCCCGUGACACCUGGAGCUAGCCUAUCUAAGACUUUCUACAUGGUACCUUUGGCUCGUAACAGCAAGGAUGUCCGCGGUGUGGCCCUGGAUGGCCAUCUCAAAGAAGACGACGUGAACUUGGCUAGUUCGACUCUUGUUGCUGAAGGUAAAUGUCCUGCUGACGCCAUUGGUAUCGUGGUGUCUUACUCUGUGCGAGUGAAGUUGAACUGUGGAACUCUUGGAGGAGAACUGGUUACUGAUGUGCCAUUCAAACUGCUGCAUCCUGCUGAAGGCACUGUUGAGCGUCAACGUUUCAAUGCAAUGAAGAAGAUGCAGUCUAUUGAGAGACAUCGCUAUGAAAAUACUCUUUACACUAAUGAAGAGGAAGACAACAUUGUUUUCGAGGAUUUUGCUCGUCUUCGAAUGAAUGAACCCGAAUAAAUAUGCGAAGGCUAAAUUUAAAGCCGCAUCCCUUCAUGCCAUCGAUAAUCCACAAUCGAUUUUCACAAACCACUAGUCAUUACACAAUUAUUAUUUAUCAUUUCAUACCAAAAUAUUCCCUAUUUAUCAAAAAAAUCCAUACAUUUAUCAAAUAAUAUAAAGUAUUUGAUCUUUCAAAUUUGAAUAGCUAUGUCUAAAUCAGUAAUCGCUUUAGUAAAAAUACUAUCUAUUUUAAUAAAAAUAUUAUCUAUUUAUUAAAAAAAUCUUACCUUUAUUGUAUGUCCCAACUAUUUAAAAAUA